Messenger RNA from Eremomyces bilateralis CBS 781.70, 1408 nucleotides. RefSeq lists its product as uncharacterized. The transcript is spliced from 3 exons. Bases 356 to 1315 code for a protein of 319 amino acids. The record is from RefSeq and is a predicted model, not a curated record. NCBI's taxonomy places the organism in Eukaryota, Fungi, Ascomycota, Dothideomycetes, Eremomycetales, Eremomycetaceae.
UCUUGUUGCAUCGGUUGAUCUUGGCGCAGUGCUCGGGAUUCUUCGAGGCGGGGACGAGUGAGGAGUGGUCGGGAUCGGGGGUGGGAUCGGGGGUGGCGAAGACGGGAAGGGAGUCGGAGCGAGGGGAGGGAAGUGGGAGGAGGAGCGAUGAGCGAUAUGUAAGGGGAGAUGAGAUCGUUUUGGGUGGGCAGAGGAAGAGGUGGAUAUAUCAGUUGGAUUGGGGUUCUGGGCCGGACGAUGUCCCCUUGCUUGUUCAUCUGCUGGUACAAGAGGCAUAUUCGGCCAUGGCCCCUCUGCACGACCUCCGCCACCACAAAACAAACCCCAUCCCCCUUCCUCAGGUUUCUUCCGCAGCAUGGCCAAUUACUCCGCCCUCCAAGUCUCCUCGAAACAACCCAGCACCUCCCACCCAUCGCAAGAAAACGACCCCUACCCCGACCUCGUCCUCUCAUACAGCAAUCUAUUCCGUAUCUUCUACAACCAUCCUCCAUCCCUCGACACCGUAAACAUCGCCAACGCAUACGUCGAGUGCAAACAACUCCUCCACCUCGCCGACCUCUACGACGCAUUAUCCGUCAUCGGCCCACGCAUCGACCACCACCUCCUCCGCUUCCACUCGCGCCUAUGGAAGCAAAUCGCAAAAUACCCCCCCUCAUACCUAAAACUCGGCUUCCUCGCCCGUAGCAAGGCUAUCUACUCCGAAGCCCUCAUCCACGUGAUCGGCCAAUGGCCAGCCGGUGCCCCCCAGCUGCGCGGACAAGUCUCCCAAGCACUAUGGGAGCUCAUCGAAGACAAAGUCGCCGAACUCCAGGACGUCACCGCGCGCGUCGAGGCGCGCCUCUUCCGCCUCACCCUCACCACCCCUCGCGGCGACCGCGUCGGCCCCCACUCCGCGUGGCUCGACUGGCUCGCCGUCUCCCUCUUCCGCCACUGGAUCCUCGAAAACCUCACUCCUCCGCCCGCGCCGAUCUUGAAAUCCAGCAUGACGACCACCGCCGCCCAGCCUGGCCGCGGUCCCUCAAGCUCGUCAACCACCCGCAUCUCAUCUCGCUCCAUCCUCCCCCACCGCCACCGAACCAGCUCCUCAUCCCGCUCAGCAGCGGCGCCCACCCCAUCCGCGCCGCCGCCGCCGUUCAACAUCUCGAACACGUACGCGCUGCUCGCGGCGGGUGGGACAGCGUACCUCCCGCACGCGGAGAUCAAGGCGUUCCUGAAGCUGCAUCCGGACACGUAUUCGCGGGAGAAUCUGCGGCGGUUCGAGCGGCGGGGGGGGAUGGGGAGAGGGGAUGGGGGUGGGGGUAUUUGGUUUGCGUGAAGGUGGGGGAGGGGGAUUGGGUGUGGGAGGAGGAGUGAUUUUGUUUGGUGUUUGCGCGUAUUAUACCCAUUGUUGAGAUGUUUGGCUUCGCCU